Messenger RNA from Trichobilharzia regenti, 4462 nucleotides. NCBI's taxonomy places the organism in Eukaryota, Metazoa, Platyhelminthes, Trematoda, Strigeidida, Schistosomatidae. The record is from the annotation of a GenBank genome assembly.
UCAUGGAUUAAUCUUGCUCACAGGUGGGCGGCUUUUUCUUUUAAAAUGAUUUUCUGUUGAUAUUUAUUCGGAAUAAGAUAUAUGAUAAUAGUAAGCAGAGUAGUUUACACAGAUUUACAUCAUUUCAAUUUCUCACACCUGACGAAGGGAAUUAAAAUUAGGGAAUAGAAGCAGACUGAUACUAUGAUGGGUAAAAAUGAGUGGCAUGAAAAUUGGGUUUAGGCUAGCAAGAGUUGGGUAAGUCUCCUCCAAACCAGUCAAUCUCCAGUCAUUAGUUUUCAGCGCCUCAAAACAACCCAUACCUCUGCUUGUAUGAGAUAGAAAGCUAGUGAGUUCUUAAUUGAUUCAUGCCGUUUUCGGUGUGAUCUCUAACUUAAACCUUUUACAACUUAAUCCUAUCUGAUUUACGUGGUACUUUAGUACUAGCAGUAUAUAUUCAGGCUAUCUCAAUUAGUGAAACUUACACUCCUUAUGUAGCCUUACAACGAGUAACUUCAUCUCUACUAACAAUAUUGUUCCAUGGGAGAAAAAACGACCACACAUUUUAUCAAAACCCGUAAUCCCUACGUAUUCUUAACCAUGUGAAGAUAUGCAACCAACAUAAAGAAAGUUAGUGGUCAAUCAUCGUAUCUGAUUUAGGUAUAUGUAACUCACUCACACCGUAGAUACUUCCGGCAGUCGACCAGCUUGCUAGAAACUUUCUCAUGAAAUUACCAAAGAUUUACACAUUUGAAUAUUAUGUAACAUUGACAUGCAGUAUGAAGUACUUUUCCUGAAAAUUAGUGCCCAUUUUAUGUGGUACAUUAUUGGAAAGAAACGACUCCUGAUGAACUCGUGGGUGCACUCUAUUGGAGAGUCCGAUUCAACUCAAAGAGCCUAAUUGGAGUCAAACACCGGGUAUACCUCUGACUGAGGAAUUCGGCGCCAAACAUGCUAAUUCCGUCUGUCGGUGGUGUUAUGAUCACUUCAAUGAUGUGGCUACCCAGCAAGCACUAUACUGGUUGAUAUGUGGGAUUGUUAUUCAACUACUUAUUCAUAUCCGUCAGUAGUAUAUAAAAUCGUGGCACCUUAUUUGUUUAUUGUUUUUACCAUACUGAUAAUAUAUUGUGCUGUUUUUCUUUCAUCACUUUCUAAUUAUGCUGUAGACAGGGAGUUAGCGUAUAUGGGACUGUGAUUUUAGAAUCAACUGAGUGUGAUGGAUUUCAAGGCGUCUUCGUUAAUCCCACAGAACAGCAUCAUACUGCUACUGCUGCUGCUGCUACUAUUACUGAUAAAACAAGAAUAAGUAGUUAUAAAGAUUUCGCUGCACGAUUGGAUUAUAUAAGACGAGUAGUUGGUUUCGAAGGCUGGUUUAUAAAUUUUGAAAUAAACUUACCCAAGGAUAAAGUGUCUUUAGUACGUGGUCGAAUUAUAAAAUUUCUACGAUUGCUUAAAAGUCUUGGCUCGGAAGUUAUCUGGUAUGAUGCAGUCACUUGGUCUGGUCGCCUGGACUUUCAGAAUGAAUUAACCCGUGAAAAUCUGCCAUAUAUGAAAGCUGCUGGGGAUGGUUUGUUUCUUAAUUACAACUGGGGGCGUCAUAAAUUACAAAGAACACAAGAACUUGCUAUUAAUGCAGCGAUGUCAACCAAAGUCUACGUUGGUAUUGAUUGUUUCGGUCGCGGAUGUAUUGGCGGAGGGGGCUUCGGUACAGUUGAAGCUCUCAAACUUAUCUUAGACGUCAAUGCUUCCAAACCUGACCGCCCUUUGUCCGUUGCUUUAUUUGCGCCUGGUUGGGUAUUUGAAAACUGUGAUUUAACUAGCGCGGCGGGUGAUCCCACUAAAGCUUUCAACUGUUUAGCUGAAAAUGAUACAAAAUUUUGGUUGUUACUGGCACCGUAUAUCGCUUCUCUACGUGGUCGUGGUAAUCUUAACAACAGUUGUACUAUGCUGCAUCGGCCUACACUUCCACGUCUGCCAGUGAUUCAGUCUCCUUGUGAUUUAUGUGAUAAAUAUGGAUCAGAAAUAUUAUUCUGUACAACAUGUUGUUCUGGGCAGGGAUUAUUACCCCCAUCAGCGAAUUCAUGUGUAGUUAUAGGUGGUGAUAAUAGUGAAGCUAUUUUAAAGAAAGGAAGUCAAAUGAGUCGACAGCAAAUAUUUCCAACUUGUCGUGAGCUGAACAACACAUUGUCGACCAAGGAUAAUUGUUUGUUGAAUCCAACUUUCACUGCAGUACAAGUACUAUGUGCAGGUUAUGCAGAUUUCACUGGAACAUGUUUAUGCAUAAAAUUUCAAAGUAUCAAUCUAUCCGAUCAAAAUGUUAUCGAAAAAAAAUCUUCACUUAUGGAAUUAUUUUUAUUCAAUAAGAAUGUGUAUAUUUCUAAGAAUGCCCAAUUCACAAUAGCUGUUAGCGGUUUCUAUACAUCUUCAGAUGGAGUUUCUGCAUCACAUGAUCAGCAGCAUGAACAGCGAAACCAACGGUUAGAUGAAUUAAUAGAUUUGAAAUUGUUUGUUGAUGCGAUUCAUUGUCAGUCGUGUCAGUCAGUACGCAAUUAUAAUAUUAAUGGUGAUAAUCAAAGUCAGGUGAAUUUCAAGCGUUCAUUUCUAAAAGCUGAUGAAGCCAAAGUUGAAUUCAUCAAUAAUGUCCCUUGGAUAUUACUUCAUUAUAAGGCUUCCAGUCUUGCAAUGGAUAAUGCAAAUGAUGUCAGGAGUAAUAGUGACAAUGCAAAGACGUCCGUUAAACAGCCGAAUAUAUCUCCAAUAUCGUCACAAUCCGCGCCUGAUAAGGCUUUCACAACAUCUAAUACUAGUAAUGAAAAUCCAGAAGUGUCACUGUCAGUGGCUUCUCCAUCACACUGUCUCCACUUGCAUCGUAUCGGUUUAACAUGGAGUUCUACUUCAGUGCCUUUUGAAAUUGGAUCCAAUUUGUCACGUCAUCAACUGAUUGGUUUUUUGCUGGGCAUGGAGAAGGAGGGUGAGCGCGUGGGAGCAUGGAUUCGACAUUUUCUGAAUUCUUCUUCGUACCUCCAACUGACAAGUAUAUGUAAAACACCGAUACUUCAUCAUAGUCGUCCUGCAAAUGUCAUUUCAAUAAUUCAGUCAUGUCAUCAUCCUUAUUCUUCUUCCCAUUCAUCGAAUUCUACUAAUGAUAAUCAACUCUCUGAUGGGAAUUAUGGUAAAGCUGCUACUAGACUUCGUUUUCCUAUACAACCAAAACCUUAUAAAUUAAGACGGGGUGAAGGGGUUGGUGGUGGACCAACUGGUCGUAUUAUGUUACUUCGACGGUAUGUAUCAAAACUGCUAGAUGAUGAACGAAUUGAAUUAUCAUGGUCACAUGCUGUUGAAACACGUCUUUACACAGAACGUUUAAUACAAGAAUGUAUACUAGCUUCAUCACAAGAACAACAUAAAGGUGAUCUUGUCCGAUUGUUUGAAAUGUGGAAGAAUUCACCAGAGAAGGAGACGAUAGAAGACCAACAACAUGAAAUCAAUCAUGUGAACACGGGAAUUUUAGAGUUGUGUGCAUUUUGGUUGAAUGAGGAAAGACUAAUUGAAAAAUUAUUUAAGGUAUUUAUACCGAGAUACCGAUUUUAUGAACGUGCUUACACUAGCCUAUAUCGUAUACACUCGCCAGUGUAUCCAAGGAAAUCACGUGGUGGGGAUGCAUUUGGUAUAUUAGAACUACAUGGGAAUCCAUGGCCACCGGUUAAUGGUCAUGGCAUCUACGGAAGAGAUUUAAAUCCUGAACCGUAUAAAGAGAAGUAUUUAAUUAAUGUUCUGUUGAAUGCUGCUCGUCAAAGGGGAGCAGUCAUCAGUAGUGAUGGUAAGAAAGACAAGCAAGAGAAUAGUCCUUCUGUUCAAAUGUUGUCAACCACGUCAACACCAUUUGCGUAUGAAUUGAAGCCUGUUGGUUAAAUGACUAGUUGUAUACAAACAAACACACACACACACACAAACUUACAUGCACAUUCAUUUAUUAUUUAAAUGGUUUGUCAUUGUACCAUUUUUAAGCCUUUGUAAUCUAUGUACUGUAUGUAUAAAAUUUAUUUCAUUUUCUUAUUGUAUCUUUGAAAAGAAGGCGUGAAAAGAAGUGUAUAUGAUUCUUGUGUAUAUUCUUGUUAGAAAAAGUGAAAAUAAAAUCGGUUUUUACGGACUUUUUGAUGUUUUUUCUACUUAUUUUGUCACUAUUGUUGUUGUUGUUGAUGAUUUGUUGUCCAUUUAUUGCUGUUGUUGAAAGAAUAAAACUGUAGAUCAGAAUUUGCAUUUUGCAAGCCAAUAGAAUGGAGUCUAAUGGUGUCAGUUCAUCAGUUCUGACUUCUGUAUCAUAUCACGAGUUUUAGCGUGACUUCUAACAGCCGAAAUCAUCGGUGGGUAUUUGUUUUCGUACGCGAUAACUGACACUUGGUGGUGGAUCCCAUUGGUUAUAUUUCCUCACUGAUAGUAGUAGUAUUUUCGAUUCUUGAUCAAAUUUGAAACAGCACAUCAA